GGGGGCCGGGCCUGCCGGCGGGGGCAAGCGGAGACAGCGCGGGGCGGCAGUGCGGGGCAUCUCCUGAGGGUCUGGCUCUCCGCAGGGAUCCUGGGGCGCUGGGCCCCCUGGGCCACCCGCUGCCCCGGCGCCGGGCGCGCCCUCUCCGGCUUCUCCGCCCGCUGUGUCGGGCAGGUGCGGGCACAGGUAGCGGCCCCGCUGUGGAAGCCGCGGCUGCCCGUGGCGAACCUGCCCGGGGGAGGCAUCUCCUCGGUCCUCAGCAGUGUCACAUCUCUACUUCCAAGUAUACUUCAACAGCCAGCGAGGACUGUCACUUACUAUAGCUUGCGGAAGGGGAAGAGGAAAACUGUGAAAGCUGUCAUCAAGAGGUUUCUCCGGCUGCACAAUGGCCUUUGGGUUAGGAGAAAGGCUGGUUAUAAGAAGAAACUGUGGAAGAAGUCAGCUGCCCAGAGGAAGCGUUUGAGAGAGCUGGUGUUGUGCAAUAGAACACAAUGUAAACUCCUUGAUAAAAUGACCACUUCUUUCUGGAAAAGAAGGAAUUGGUAUGUUGAUGAUCCCUACCAGAAAUACCAUGAUCGGACAAAUCUUCGUUUCUAGAAAUCUGGGUUUCAUUUUUGCAUGUGUCUGGUAGAGAGAUGGGGUACAUCUUCUAAAUAAUAUGCGUAUCAUCUGAUCAGAAUUAUGGAAAUUGAUACUCAAAAUAAAGGAUUAUUCAAGAUUA
Molecule: messenger RNA, 721 nt
Organism: Athene cunicularia (burrowing owl)
Lineage: Eukaryota; Metazoa; Chordata; Aves; Strigiformes; Strigidae
Gene: MRPL35
Product: mitochondrial ribosomal protein L35
Exons: 3
Biological process (GO): translation
Cellular component (GO): ribosome; mitochondrion
Molecular function (GO): structural constituent of ribosome
Source: RefSeq, a predicted model, not a curated record